Prorocentrum cordatum is the source of this 314-nucleotide messenger RNA. The record is from the annotation of a GenBank genome assembly. Lineage: Eukaryota; Dinophyceae; Prorocentrales; Prorocentraceae.
AUGAGCGCACGUGCCUCAAACGGCACACCCACGCGCUCGUGCCUGCUGAUCGGCCACGGCUGCAAUGCGAGCGUGGCGGUGCAAAGAAUUCGAUUUGGACGGAGCAGCACGAUCAAGAUCGGGGAUUGGGGCAUCGACUCGUACGCAUGCCGCUUAGAGCCGUUCUGUUCGCCUUCAGGCUUGCGCCUGGCCAUCGAUCUCUCUUUAGAGAGUCUCGCGCGGGAUCCCGCGCUGCGGCGGCGAUGCCGACCAGUGCCGCUGCAGCGCGGGAUCGGUUUUAAAAGGCUGUCUGAACAUGGCCACCCUUGUUUGCG